Molecule: messenger RNA, 246 nt
Organism: Balaenoptera ricei (Rice's whale)
Lineage: Eukaryota; Metazoa; Chordata; Mammalia; Artiodactyla; Balaenopteridae
Gene: C20H17orf114
Product: chromosome 20 C17orf114 homolog
Exons: 2
Coding region: 1-246 (81 amino acids)
Source: RefSeq, a predicted model, not a curated record
AUGGGUCUGAAGGGGGCAUGGUGUUUCCCAUGGUGUGGGUGCCGUAGACAGCGGGGGACUGAAAGAGGAGCAGGCCUGGAUCCAGCUGCCCCUCCAGAUCCAGGUCCCAGCCCAGCUGUAGCCCCCAUCGUGGCUGAGGGAGGGAUACUGUCCCUUGGGUCUGGCGCCUACUUCAGCAGGAAAGCCCGUCUCUCCUUCCGCCACCAGCUGCAUGACAUAGCAUCGGCCAAUGACUCCACCAUUUGA